Molecule: messenger RNA, 738 nt
Organism: Oncorhynchus masou masou (cherry salmon)
Lineage: Eukaryota; Metazoa; Chordata; Actinopteri; Salmoniformes; Salmonidae
Product: protein TsetseEP-like
Exons: 2
Coding region: 1-738 (245 amino acids)
Source: RefSeq, a predicted model, not a curated record
AUGAUUGUGGACUACAGGAAAAGGAAGACCGAGGAUGCCCCCAUUCUCAUCGACGGGGCUGUCGUGAAGCAGGUUGAGAGCUUCAAGUUCCUCGACCCACAACCUGACUACAGGAAGAAGAGUCUGUCCUCACCAGACCCACAACCUGACUACAGGAAGAAGGGUCUGUCCUCACCAGACCCACAACCUGACUACAGGAAGAAGGGUCUGUCCUCACCAGACCCACAACCACAACCUGACUACAGGAAGAAGGGUCUGUCCUCACCAGACCCACAACCUGACUACAGGAAGAAGAGUCUGUCCUCACCAGACCCAGACCCACAACCUGACUACAGGAAGAAGGGUCUGUCCUCACCAGACCCAGACCCACAACCUGACUACAGGAAGAAGGGUCUGUCCUCACCAGACCCACAACCUGACUACAGGAAGAAGGGUCUGUCCUCACCAGACCCACAACCUGACUACAGGAAGAAGGGUCUGUCCUCACCAGACCCAGUUCCCACACCUGACUACAGGAAGAAGGGUCUGUCCUCACCAGACCCACAACCUGACUACAGGAAGAAGGGUCUGUCCUCACCAGACCCAGUCCCACACCCUGACUACAGGAAGAAGAGUCUGUCCUCACCAGACCCAGUCCAGCACCCUGACUACAGGAAGAAGGGUCUGUCCUCACCAGACCCAGUCCCACACCCUGACUACAGGAAGAAGGGUCUGUCCUCACCAGACCCACAACCCUGA